Nycticebus coucang (slow loris) is the source of this 12673-nucleotide messenger RNA. RefSeq names its product AP2 associated kinase 1 (gene AAK1). Lineage: Eukaryota; Metazoa; Chordata; Mammalia; Primates; Lorisidae. The transcript is spliced from 22 exons. Gene Ontology annotation, molecular function: protein kinase activity; ATP binding. Gene Ontology annotation, biological process: protein phosphorylation. The coding region runs from base 2422 to 6372 and encodes 1316 amino acids. The record is from RefSeq and is a predicted model, not a curated record.
GGCUGCAGUUCAGCUGGGCCGGGUUUGAACCUGCCACCCUCGGUAUAUGGGGCUGGUGCCUUACUGACUGAGCCACAGGUGCCGCCCUGCUUUUGUUGUUUUAAAACCUCUUCCCUCAGAUUCUGAUCAGUAAACACAGGUUAACUGCCUUAAUCCUACUGGACAUUUCUGUAUCUCUGAAAGUGAGGUUUGAGAUUGGCCUGGCUUAGUCUGGUACUGGGAAAGUCCAGAAAAGUAAAAAAUGAUAUAUAGCAACAGAUCCUAGGAACUAACAGAGCUUCAUCUUUAGAAAUGUUGGUCAAACCAAUAGGUGCUGAGAAAAAUGAGGGUCAGUGAGUUUAAUUCUAAAUGAGCUUUCCCAACUAUUAGAAGAUUUAUUCCCAAUUUCCUUAGACAAUAAUCUGACCUUUUAAGGAAAAUGCCUGCUUCGUGGGCCUGCUUUUGAGAGAAUAUUUUAAAAGGUGCUGCAUUUCAGCCUGGAGGUGGCUGCAUGAAUUUUGUGAACUGAAGUGUCAACAUUGACUUCUCUGGGAAGAAAAGAGCUAUCUCUACACAAGUAGUUUAAUUAUAACGGCACUACUUGAAAACAAGUAGCAGUAGCAGCAGAAGCAAAGGUCAAUGUUAGACUAGUCACAGCUCAGUUCAAUAUUCAGAUUAGAGAAAGUAAGAACAAUUUUUCCCCUGGAGCACCCUUUUCUUCUUUUCUCAAAUGCCUGCUGGAAAAAUUCUGGACCAAAUUACAAGCCAGGAAGGUUUCAGCAUUAGGGAGUGGGCAGAGCCAGUGGAUGUGAAAAAUAUAUUUUAGGGUUAGAAAAAUCCUAGGGUUUGUUUUUGUUUGUUUUGCAGGGAUUUGGCACUACCUUCAGCAUCGUCUCAUUAUCUUUCAGGAAAUCUAGCGAGGGAGAAGGGCACCAAAUCUCUCGCCUUUAGCAGAUGUAAGUCCACCCCCACCCUCGGCACCCAGGCAAUAACAGAGUAAAACAACAACGCAAGAAUCUUAAAGUGAAAAAGAAAUUACAGAAGAUCAGCCUAGGGUCUUCGUGUGGAAAGGAGUUAGCGAUCAUCAGGCCACCCACAGAGUCAGCAAAGGAGGAAGAAUUAAGAGUUCACUACUGGCUAAGGAGCCCCCAGAUUUGCGGUAGAGCCAACGGUCUGGGUCUCCAGGUGUCCUAGGAUCUGCCCUGCUCACAACCCGUAGCAGUUUCUCUGUUUGGAUCGCUCUUGUACACUGUCUUACUGAGCGCCUAGCUCAGAGAUGACUGCAGAGCCAGAUCUCAAUAUUUGGAAGCUAAAGCAGCUUUUGAGGUUGGGGGCGGAAGGGCACCAGUUUUAUUUUUGGUCUUAAGUUCCGGUGUGGCCUGUUCCAACGGCCAGCACAAUGUUCGGGAUCACUCUCAUCUUCCACUCCAGUCCAGGUGAGGUCGGGAAGCUCCAGAGGACCCUCUUGGGGAUAAAUGGUUAAGCCGCGUACUCCAGGUGUCAGCCUGGACCUGUUCGAAAACCACAACCCCCAGAAUCCCUUGGGCCAGGAGGCCAGGCCGCAAAGAAAGUGGCUUCAGAAGGGUAGAACAGGCAGCAAGGGGAAACCUAGUCCUUAGCGGUUUGUUUUCCGGAUGUGUUUAAAUUACCGAAAGCUCACGUAUAUACACCACGCCACUAACCACCUUCGGCGCUGCGGAGGCCACGACAGCUGCGGAGGCCACGACAGCCGCCCCGCCCGCUCCUCCAGGGGCAUCCUGGGAGUUGUAGUCCAAUCGCCAGACUGCCGAACUACCUUCCCCAGAGUGCCCUGCGGCCCGGGCGAUAUCAACAUUCUUUUUCAAACUAUCUAUGCAUUGAGACCCCUUGUCUCUGGUCUUACUCUCUUUCUGUCGACUCCUUCCCGUCUGCCACAACAGAAGGGCGGUUACAGCAGAGGCCCCUGCCCCAAGCCGCUCAGUCCCGGGAGGCACUUCCGGCGGCGGUUCACUUCCUGGUUGGGUGGAUGGAGCCGGGCGGGAGCGCGCGCGGGGGAGGGGCAGCGGGUCAGUCUUUGCCCAGCGCUCUGGAGAUCAGCUGGCGCGCGGGCGGGCGCCGAACGCGGCCCCGGCUCUAGCUGCAGCGCCGCCUCCUCUCUACGUCGCAGGCCAGCCCGGCGGCCGUGACAAUGUCGCGGGGCUGGUAGCUGGGCGCCAGCCGCCGAGCCGUCUCAAGUUUAAACUUACACGAAUCGCUCUCUGGAGGAGGAGGGGACCCGCCGCGCGAUUGACACGCGUAUUCCUAUAGGCAUCCUCCCUCAACCCCCACCCCCACGGCCGGAUUCGGGUGGCUCCUCUCCGAGCUGAAAUCCGAGAAGAAAUCCUUGGAUCUCUUUUCUUAAAAAAAAAAAAAAGAAAAUCUAAAAAUCAUCAGUAUUUUGUUUUGCUGCUUUCUAUUUGCAAGAUGAAGAAGUUUUUCGACUCCCGGCGAGAGCAGGGCGGCUCUGGCCUGGGCUCUGGCUCCAGCGGAGGAGGGGGCAGCACCUCGGGCCUGGGCAGUGGCUACAUCGGAAGAGUCUUUGGCAUCGGGCGACAGCAGGUCACUGUGGAUGAGGUGUUGGCGGAAGGUGGAUUUGCUAUCGUGUUUCUGGUGAGGACAAGCAAUGGGAUGAAAUGUGCCUUGAAACGCAUGUUUGUCAACAACGAGCAUGACCUCCAGGUGUGCAAGAGAGAAAUCCAGAUAAUGAGGGACCUGUCAGGGCACAAGAACAUUGUGGGUUACAUUGAUUCUAGUAUCAACAAUGUGAGUAGCGGCGAUGUAUGGGAAGUUCUCAUCCUGAUGGACUUCUGCAGAGGAGGCCAGGUGGUAAACCUGAUGAACCAGCGCCUGCAGACAGGUUUUACGGAGAAUGAAGUGCUCCAGAUAUUUUGUGAUACUUGUGAAGCCGUUGCCCGCCUGCAUCAGUGCAAAACUCCUAUUAUCCACCGUGACCUGAAGGUUGAAAAUAUCCUCUUGCAUGACCGAGGCCACUAUGUCCUGUGUGACUUUGGAAGUGCCACCAACAAAUUCCAGAAUCCACAAACCGAGGGAGUCAAUGCAGUUGAAGAUGAGAUUAAAAAAUACACAACGCUGUCCUAUCGAGCACCAGAAAUGGUCAACCUGUACAGUGGCAAAAUCAUCACUACGAAGGCAGACAUUUGGGCUCUUGGAUGUUUGUUGUAUAAACUAUGCUACUUCACCUUGCCAUUCGGGGAGAGUCAGGUGGCAAUUUGUGAUGGAAACUUCACAAUUCCUGAUAACUCUCGGUAUUCUCAGGACAUGCACUGCCUAAUUAGGUAUAUGUUGGAACCAGACCCUGACAAAAGGCCAGAUAUUUACCAGGUCUCCUACUUCUCAUUUAAACUACUCAAGAAAGAAUGCCCAAUUCCAAAUGUACAGAACUCUCCCAUUCCUGCAAAGCUUCCCGAACCUGUGAAAGCCAGUGAGGCAGCUGCGAAAAAGACCCAGCCAAAGGCCAGACUGACGGAUCCCAUUCCUACCACAGAGACUUCAAUUGCACCCCGUCAGAGGCCUAAAGCCGGGCAGACUCAGCCGAACCCAGGAAUCCUUCCCAUCCAGCCAGCCCUGACACCUCGGAAGAGGGCCACAGUUCAGCCUCUACCUCAGGCUGCAGGCCCCAGCAAUCAGCCUGGCCUUUUAGCUAGUGUUCCCCAACCGAAAAGCCAGCCCCCACCCAGCCAGCCUCUGCCACAGUCUCAGGCCAAGCAGCCACAGGCUCCGCCUACCCCACAGCAGCCGCCUUCCACUCAGGCUCAGGGUCUGCCCACUCAGGCCCAAGCCACACCCCAGCACCAGCAGCAACUCUUUCUCAAGCAGCAGCAGCAGCAGCCUCAGCAGCAGCCACAGCAGCCGCCACCACCAUCACAGCAGCCAGCGGGCACAUUUUACCAGCAGCAGCAGCAGGCCCAAACACAGCAGUUUCAAGCAGUACAUCCAACAACCCAACAGCCAGCAAUUGCUCAGUUCCCUGUGGUGUCUCAAGGAGGGUCUCAACAGCAGCUGAUACAGAACUUCUACCAGCAGCAACAGCAGCAGCAGCAGCAGCAGCAGCAGCAACAGCAGCAGCAGCAGCAGCUGGCCACAGCCCUGCACCAACAACAGCUAAUGACUCAGCAGGCUGCCUUGCAGCAAAAGCCCACAGCGGCAGCAGCACAGCAGCCCCAAACACAGCCGGCUGCAGCCCCACAGCCAGCCCCUGCCCAGGAGCCAGGGCAGAUUCAAGCCCCAGUAAGACAACAGCCAAAGGUUCAGACCACCCCACCACCUGCCACGCAGGGACAGAAACUUGGAUCUCUCACUCCUCCAUCAUCCCCCAAAACCCAACGUGCUGGGCACAGGAGGAUUCUCAGUGAUGUAACUCACAGCGCAGUCUUUGGGGUCCCAGCCAGCAAAUCAACCCAGCUGCUCCAGGCAGCUGCAGCUGAGGCCAGUCUCAAUAAGUCCAAGUCUGCAACCACCACUCCAUCAGGCUCUCCUCGGACCUCCCAACAAAACGUCUAUAAUCCUUCAGAAGGUUCUACAUGGAAUCCCUUUGAUGAUGACAAUUUCUCUAAACUCACAGCUGAAGAACUGCUUAACAAGGACUUUGCCAAGCUGGGGGAAGGCAAACAACCUGAGAAGCUUGGAGGUUCAGCUGAGAGUUUGAUCCCAGGCUUUCAAUCAACCCAAAGUGAUGCUUUUGCCACGACCUCAUUUUCUGCUGGAACUGCUGAAAAAAGGAAGGGUGGGCAGACUGCGGACUCCGGCCUCCCACUUCUAAGCGUAUCUGAUCCUUUCAUUCCUCUUCAAGUACCUGAUGCACCAGAAAAACUAAUUGAGGGACUCAAAUCUCCUGACACUUCUCUUCUGCUCCCUGACCUCUUGCCUAUGACAGAUCCUUUUGGUAGCACUUCCGAUGCAGUAAUUGAAAAAGCUGAUGUUGCCGUUGAGAGUCUCAUACCAGGACUGGAGCCCCCAGCUCCCCAGCGCCUCCCAUCUCAGACGGAAUCGGUGACCUCCAACCGCACAGAUUCUCUCACCGGGGAAGAUUCCCUCCUUGAUUGCUCUCUGCUUUCUAACCCUACUACUGACCUCCUGGAAGAGUUUGCCCCCAUAGCAAUCUCUGCUCCGGCCCAUAAAGCUGCAGAAGAUAGUAAUCUCAUCUCAGGUUUUGAUGUCCCUGAGGGCUCGGACAAAGUGGCAGAAGAUGAGUUUGACCCUAUUCCUGUAUUGAUAACCAAAAACCCACAAGGUCUCCAGAGAGAGUCCAAUCCCUGUCUUGUAAUAACUGUAGAGCACUUUAAAGAAUCAACGGGUGUUAAAGGCCUUCCCCUGUAUCCAGACCUGUCCAGAGUACCUGACGCAAAGACUCAGAACAACUUAGAAUCUGACUACUUAGCCAGAGAUGGCCCUUCAAGCAACAGUUCAUUCCACAGCAGCGAAGAGGAAGGGACGGACCUUGAGGGAGACAUGCUAGACUGCAGUGGGUCUCGACCUCUCCUUAUGGAGUCUGAAGAAGAGGAUGAGAGCUGCAGGCCACCCCAGGGGAAGCUGGGGGAAGCCACUCCAUUCAGUCCGUCAGCAGUCUCUACUGAGCAAGCAAAGACAGCACAAGGUGGAAGAAAGAACCAGUUCCCUGCCCCCACACAGCCAACCACUGAUGGUCUUGUUGAGCCAGAUGUUUUUGCCACAGCCCCGUUCAGGAGCUCAAGGCUUCCAACUGAUGACACAGACAUUUUCUCCAAAGCCCCAUUUGUCUCCAAGGGCAGUGUGGCUUCUUCCCAGCUGGAGGAGGCAGAUGUAUUUUUGAGAGCUCCGUUUACUAAGAAGAAAAGCAUGGAGGAGUUAACCAUUGUCCAGAGUACCUCCCAGGAGUUGCCUGCACAGGCCGGUCUCCUCAGUCAGACAGGUGACGCCCCUUUGCUCUCAGGCCUUGAGAGAGCUGUGUACACCUCUGUACGAGGUCAGUAUGCUAUGGCUGGUUUUGUGCAACAGUCUAACCUCCCCUCCCCUUCUAUGCAAGCUGCAGACCAUCUUGACAGCAUCUCUCCCAAGGGUUCCUCCCUGGAACCUGGGGGCUAUCCUAAUGACAGGAACAAAGGACCUCAGAAAGAAGGUGUUUCCGGCCCCAUGGCUAGCAAACCAUUCCGCCCCCAGUCCUUAUCCAAAUAUUCCCGUCACUAUAGCCCAGAAGAUGAACCAACUCCAGAGGCCCAGCCCAUUGCUGCCUACAAAAUUGUUUCACAGACCAACAAGCAAUCAAUAGCUGGCUCUGUUUCCAUCACACCCCUUUCCUCCAGGACUACGGAGCUGCCAGCUGCUGAUCCCUUUGCUUUAGCACCUUUCCCUUCAAAGUCAGGCAAGCAGAAACCUUAGCAGCAAGACCUGAGCCUUAGGCCUGUGUCUCACUCCAGCUUCGGUGCCCACCCCAUCACUCCCAGCUGAGCCUUUCUAAAAAAAUAUUAUCAAUUAUUAUCUUUCGGUCCCCUGCAUCAGAACAGAACUUCAAUUGGCAAACUUAAUUGCAGUGAUACUUAGUUGAAGCCCCUGUAAGUUAUGUUCAUUUAUGGAUUUUCAGACAUUUCCAUCUCCUUCAUGGAAGUUUCCCACCAUCCAGAACUCUGUUUUUUUGUUUUGCCCAGGAACUGUUUAAAUCCAGAAAUACUUCACCCCCGCCCCACGGGGGCCAUUAUUACUGCUAGUUUUGAUUCCCGUAGCUCCCAUUCUAAGUUACGACCAUUGAAGAAUCACAGUCCCUCCAGGGCUUGAUUUAAUACUCUUGGAAAGGAGAGAUUUCUGGAAAGAAAAGCGAGAUAAAAUCCUGCACUUCAAGAAGCUACUAAUCAUUCUGAUAGAAGCAGCAGUUCUAGAAGGAUUCUCUGGAUCUGAGUCUGUGUGUGAGCCAAGCUGGCCGCCGUGCAUGCGCAUCUGUGGGCAUGUAAUGUACAUCAGGUCCUUUCCUAUGUAGAACUACAUGGCGAUAGGGUAACUGUGCUCAUGCCUGACCAUGUUGUCAGGGCCUUACCCACAUAUGUGCUUUUUAAAUUGGUCUGAGUGUACAGGUAUGGGUAUGUGGGUACAUGUGUUGUGUGCGUAUACAGGAAGCAUUUCUCCUUUAAGUAAAUCCUGUCCCACUGUGUCUGCUUCUGCAAUCACAUCACUCAUUUACUAGCAUUUGUCCACUCACCUGACUUGAACCCUGUUUUUAUUUAUUUAGUUUUCUUCUCAUGGCAAAGUUGAAUUCACUGAAAGAUGUAGGGAGAUCCUGCUGGAACUGAGAUUUUAGAGUGGAUUUUUUUUCUCCAGAAUUUGUUCUUUGCCAUUAAUAAAUUCCAUUUGCCUGAUUGUGAAAAAUUUAUUAUCCUUGUACGGUUUUCCCUCAUCAUAAUAGAAAAGAGCACCUCGUUAUCGUUUGAGCCUUGUUACAGUUUCAGCCACUGGGUGUGUGCACUCGGUGCCAUCCUUAUGCAAUUCAUUAAUCAAUCACAAGACUAAGCUACAAAGUAGAUUCGUUUGCUUUUUUUUGUUUUUUCCCAAAUCCUUGCUGUCUUUCUGUAUUGCCUCUUGAGGAAAUGUAAAUCUGAGACAUACAAAUAAGUUUGUCUGACGGACUGGAAAAGAGCUGAAUCAGCUAGCCGUGAGAGCUUUUAAGUUCUCUGUCCUGUUCAGAUGUUGAAGUAGGCCAGACAGGUGACUGACUUGGUUUUUGAAAAUGUCUUUUAUUUCUGGACAGACAUUCCUCCCUUUUUCCAUUCUUUUUAUUAUGAGUGCCUUAAAAUAAAACCUACGUCUGAAUGUGAAGACUUCUGCUGAGGAAGUUCAACUUAAUGGAAAGAGUCACUGCCUCAAGUUUCAACUUGAAAGCAUCCAGUCACUUCUAGUACACAUUAGUGAUUUCUCCAUUAGCUAGAGACAUUCCCAGAGCUGUUUGCCGUGCCAGAUUAACAAUUUAGGAAUUAUUAGAAUUCAUCCAAAGAAUUAAGCCUAAAUGCCAAUUUCUGUUGAAAUUGAGUAAAUGUGAUAGUCCUUAAAGUUCAGGGAUCUUGGCUGUAAAAUAAUAAUAACUUUUCAGCACUUUUUUCUUUUUUGGUUACUCUUUACCUAUUUUAAAUGUCCAGGAUAAAAGAUGAUUGGCACUUUGUCAGGGUUACCAGCAUGGAUUUUCCAACUGAAGUCUCAAUUAUACUAGAAACCUGUAUCUUUCACUUUGGUGGAGGAUAAAUGUUUGUUCUAAGGGUUUCCCUUCUCCCAAUUAUCGUUUCUGAUUUUUCCGUGUAACAGUGGAUACUUUCUAGUUGAAUGAAUAAUUCUAGCUAAUGUACAUGGAAUUCUGCAUCACAAACUUUUCCCUUAUCUAGAAAAGCCCCCAAAAGCCUAAGAGGCUAGGAAUAUUCGAAGAGUGUUCCCACCUCAAAUUAGAAACGGUUAAAAGUGAGAGGUCGCUCUAAUAAUUAACUCAUCCUAAUGUUCAAUAUUACUUCUAUAUCAGCCCUGUAAAAUGUUUUUCCUUUGGUUAUUUGAUUAUUCCUCCCUAGUCAAGUGGCUAUUUUAAUUAUCAAAGUACAAAUCAGAGGCCCGGCUUGGUGGCUCAUGCCUGUAAUCCUAGCACUCUAAGAGGCCCAGGCAGGUGGAUUACUUGAGCUCAGGAAUUCAAGACCAGCCUGAGCAAGAGUGAGACCCUAUUUCUACUAAAAAUAGAAAAACAAGCCAGGCAUUGUGGUAGGCACUGUAAUCCCAGCUACCCGGGAGGUUGAGGCAAGAGGAUCACUUGAGCCGAAGAGUUUGAGGUUACUGUGAGCUAUGAUGAUGCCACAGCACUCCACCCAGGGAGACAGAGUGAACUAUCUAAACAAAACAAAACAAAAAAAGUACAAAUCAGAAAAAAAGUCAUGUGAUUUUGUUUCAAAUGCAUUUUUUUUUUUUUUUGAGACAGUCUCACUAUGUCACCCUCAGUAGAGUACUAUAGUGUCACAGCUCACAGCAACCUCAAACUCUUGGGCUUACUCAGCCUCCCAAUUAGUUGGGACUAUAGGCGCCCACCACAAUGCCCAGCUAUUUUUUGUUUGUAGUUGUCAUUGCUGUUUGGCAGGUCCAGGCUGGAUUUGAACCUGCCGGCUCUGGUGUAUGUGGCUGGUGCCCCAGCUGUUGAGCUUCAAGCAACUAGCCUCAAAUGCAUUUUUAAAAUAAAAAGUCAUGGUGUUUUUCUUAUGCAGUUGAAUACUUGUCAAACAUGGGCUUGUAACCUUUUUUUAAUGCUCACUGGAGACAUGAUAGGUGGAGACUCUACAUACCUUCUUUGAAUAGGGUAAUGAGUAUAGACACAUGCAAUUUACUUUAGGUUUUUUUUUUUUUACUCAGUGAUGAAAAUAUUUUCACCUGUAGAUUAUAACUUAUUAGUUAAUAACUGGUGAAUUCUGCAGACUUGUAUUACAGUAGGGUUUUAUUCUCUAUCUACUGGUCAUCUUUAGAUUAAUGAGUUAAAUACAUCAUUUAAAGUUAAAAUGUUCUUUCCAGAGGUCAUCCUGGGUCUGGAAAUUUGGAAGAUUUCAUUUUAAGGAGAAUUGGGGUGCGUAGGGUGCUAUAAAUUCCCAGGGAAUUAGUGUUUCCAACAACUAUACUCCAAUAGGCUAACAUAAAAGACAAAAGAAAAUGCAGUGCUGUGUUGCUUUUGAUGUGGGUAUUUUUGAGUAAUGCUUUGUUAGGUGAUUUUGUCAGUGUGCAGACAUCAUGGAGUACUUAAACCAUCCUAAAUGGUACAGCCUACUGCACACCUAGGCUGUAACGUACAGCCUAGUGUUUCGAGGCUACAAACCUGUACAGCAUAUUACUGUGCUGAGUACGGUUGGCAGUUGGGACACAAUGGUAAGUAUUUAUGUAUCUAAACAUAGGAAAGGUACAGUAAAAAUCCAGUAUCAUAAUUUUAUAAGAUCACUGUGGUGUAUAUCGUCCUUUGUUGACUAAAACAUUGUUACACAGCACAUAACUAUGUACAGUCAACAAAACACUGCACUUUCUUGUUUUAGUUUGUGUUAUGUGUUAUUUGCUUUACACAUUUGAUAGGGAAUAUAGGAAUUUGUGACCUUUCAUUUCAGUGGAAAGCAAUGAGCCAGCUUAUAUUUAGACAAUAACUGACUGACCAGCUCUAUUGAGUUAUCUUGUGUGUGGUGAAAAGUAUUUAAUGUAUCAGCUUCUUAGGCUCACACACAGCCCUUUAGUUCCAAAUCCUUGGUUAGAUUAGAAAGUGGAAUGAACAAAAUUUGAUACUGAAGCAGAUGCUGGGAAGGACCUAAGGAAGUCUAGGUCAUAACCCUGUUUCCUUUGGGGCCCACUUAUAGCUGAGCCGAAAAUUUCCUGGGCUGGUAUGUGUGUGUUCACAGGCCCAUGUUGUGUCUGAGUUUCAUCUGGCAACCAAGAUCUCUUUCUUAACUUUCAAGAAAGAUAUCUUAUUGGCCCAUUAUUUAUUUAGGAAGUUUUACAAUACAUACAUGUAAGUGUUUUCAACUUCUUGGUGAGCAUUUCACUGAUGCAUGAUGAAAGCAGAUUUAAAUGACCCAACAGUAGAAGUUCUGUAUUUGCUUCCAUAAAGAAAAAUAAAACAUAGAUCUGUUGAUAUAAUAUGCAUGCAGUAUAUUGCAUAGGAAAUUAAAGAAGGAUGAGAUCCAAUUCAUUCUCUAGCAGGAAAGAUACAACGAACAUGGAAUCACUUGGGUCCCUUUAAUAAAGAUGCUAUUCUCUGCUGUGUCUUUGGAAUUAAAAUAGUGGAACAAAUAGCAGUCAAUUCAGAAAUGGCUGCUAGUCACAUGGAUGCAUGCAAGUUUAUCUGAGAGAUUUGGGACCCAAAUUAUUUUGAUGCAAGACAGGAAAGCUGCAGAAAAGACUGUAUCCUUGUCUUGUAUCCAGGGUCCUGGAAGCACCUUGUUAAUGUUCACACCACCCCUGAGUUAUAAUCCUCCAAUCCUGCCUAAAUGAGUAAACUUUAAAGGUUUUAAAUGGAGUUAUCUAAUUUUAAACUAGAUUUCAUUUUUCCAUUGUCUUUGUUAAUUAAUAGUUGUAGAUGCCAUUUUUUUUUUCAACUACUAGAACACCUGCAACCUUGGUAACUGAACACUUCACUAAAGGAAGAGAAGAGCUUCAAAAUCCUUGAAAAUCAAAAGUAGUAUCUGGUUGGGAUUUGUUUUUGUUCUAUCCCUGGAAGUCUUCCUGGCUCACCUCUCUCUUUCCUGUUCCCACUUCAUUUCCUCACUUGACAUUUCCCUAUUUUGACCACACCAAUAAGUGGAUUAUGGAAGGUACAGUUGAAUGAUCGUGUUAACUUUUAUUUGCCUCCUUUGUUGCUGUAAAUAGUUUAUUCUUAUGUUUCAUCUCAGCCUGUGACAAUCUCACCAAGUAAGAAUAAAAUGGCACACCUUCCCUAUUUCCUAUGGACUAGACGAAAGGAUGAAGGAAGGUUGGCAGGACCCUAGCCUUACUGGGUGGAGACAUGACCCAGAGGAAGCUCUUCACCUUUACCGUACACAGGCCCAGAGUGCUCUAGAGUGCAAGGGCAAGUUUAUGUGUGAAGGGACUCCAAACAGCUGGAAAACAUGCCUACAUAUUAACCACUCGUGGCUUGGUACAGUAUUCCUAUAACUUAAAAUUCUGUAAAUUUAUUCCGAGGUAUUUCCCAGCAGUCUCCUAGUAUGUGUGACCCAGUUUUAGGUUUAUAGUAACAAUGUUCUUGAAAUCAAGUCAAUGAUACCUGUGUUGCUUUGUUAUAGAACAAUAUGUACAUGUUCAAGGAAUCAGUUUGAUUUCCUUUUGGCAAGGAAUUGCAGAAAUGGUUUUUACCUGUGUCAGGAUAGGUUAGACUUGGGGGCUGAGGGGAGACAAUGCAGCCUUUUCACUCUGAAAUGGCAAAUCAUUUGCCUUCCCUGAGUCUGCCAGGGAUUACUUUUGAGGAGUGUGAAUGGAGUGUGUGUGUUUGUGUCUAUGUGUGCACUCAUGCAUCCUCAUGCUUUCUCUGUGGUGUUAUUUCAAGCCUUCCUAAUAAAGGCAUCCAAAGAGUACUGAGACAUGACCAGAGGUAUUUGGCAUGAAUAAAUUAGGUUCUCUUCGCCAAAAACCCUCAAAGUUAGAACUCAGUUGUUUUCAAUAAAGGUGGGGAAGAUUGCCCAUUGCUUUUGCCUCAUUCCCAAGUAAACAUCUCAUCUACAAGGAUGAAACUGAGUAGGGCUCGUCCUAAGGGCUCAUGUGUGGCAUUGGGAGGGCAGUAGUGACCAGAACACCACAGGCCUGCAAGAUGUUAUUUUGACUGAGGGAACAUUUGACAUCAUUUAUGAGGGAAUAGAAACCAAAUAAAGGCCAAGGACCAUGACCAUUCCUUGGAAAAAAGUGGAUUCCCUUUGCUGACUACUUGGAAUUGACUGAAUGAGAGGUCUACCCAGCCAUAAGGAGUAUUGAGGUCAUCGGGCCUCAGAAAACAGUAGCAUGAACACAAUCUCAUAGGAUAUGAACAAGAUAAAGGAGGGGAAAAACAAAGUCAAUCUCAACAGUUUUUGCAAUACCUCUUAUAUGCAGACCAUUGGAUUUAUGUUAUUGCACUCUUGGUGUGAUUUAUCUUAUGUAUCUUCAUAGUUUUUAUGAAUUGUUUGAGUUUCAAACUCUUAUUAUACCCUUUAUUAAAAUGGACCUAAUUAAG